Molecule: messenger RNA, 3251 nt
Organism: Otolemur garnettii (small-eared galago)
Lineage: Eukaryota; Metazoa; Chordata; Mammalia; Primates; Galagidae
Gene: RMP64
Product: nucleolus and neural progenitor protein
Exons: 9
Coding region: 76-1773 (565 amino acids)
Biological process (GO): positive regulation of Notch signaling pathway
Cellular component (GO): nucleus
Source: RefSeq, a predicted model, not a curated record
CAUCGCCCCUCCUUCGGCCGCUAGACUCGGUCUCGCCCAGCCCUGCCCUUCCUACGCUCUCUCCCGCUUCGCAAGAUGGCUGAGGUUCUGCCAGGCCUGGAGCCGUGGAACCGCGUGAGGAUCCCUAAGGCGGGGAGCCGCAGCGUGGUGGCAGUGAAGAACGCCGACGCGGCCCUGGAUCUUUGCAUUGCAGCUGUAAUUAAAGAAUGCCACCUUCUCACACUGUCACUGAAGAGCCAAACCUUAGAUGCAGAAACAGAUGUUUUAUGCGCUGUCCUCUACAGCAAUCACAACAGAAUGGGCCGCCACAAACCCCAUUUGGCUCUCAAACAGGUUGAACAAUGUUUAAAACGUUUGAAAAACAUGAAUUUGGAGGAUUCCAUUCAAGACUUGUCUGAGUUGUUUUCUUCUAAUGAAAACCAGCCUGUAGCUACCAAAGUGUGUGUCAUCCCCAGCCAGCCAGUGGUGGAGUUUGUGCUGAUGAAGAUUUUGGGGGCCUGCAAGUUGUUACUCCGCUUGUUAGACUGCUGCUGCAAGGCAUUUCUCUUGACUGUGAAACAUCUAGGUUUGCAGGAGUUUAUUAUUUUAAACCUUGUGAUGAUUGGGCUGGUGAGCAGGUUGCGGGUUCUCUAUAAAGGUGUUUUAAAAAGAUUGAUUUCUUUAUAUGAGCCCUUGUUUGGAUUGCUUCAAGAAGUCUCUAGGAUUCAACCAAUGCCGUACUUCAAAGAUUUUAUCUUUCCUUCUGAUAUUGCUGAAUUUCUAGGACAGUCCUAUUUUGAAGUCUUUAAGGAAAAAUUGCCUACAGCUUUUGCAGCUAAAGGAGUGACUAAAUUGUUAAAUAAAUUAUUUUUAACAAAUGAGCAAUCACCAAGGUUCAGUGAAGAAACCUUACUUGGCAUUGCAAAAAAAGCUAAACAUACGAAGAUCAACAUACAGAAUAAUAUUGAUCUUGGACAGCCUGUAAAGAAUAGGAAAGUCUUCAAAGACAGGUCAUCAGAAUUUGAUGUGAAGACUUACUGCAAACACCUGAAAAACAAAGUUACUCAGGAGGCCAAUUUUGAGUUUAAAUGUUCUCAGUCCAAACUAAAGACAACCAAACAUUCUUCUCAGAAAGUGAUAGGAACUCCUUGUGUCAAAAGUUUUGUGCAAAGAUUCCGAGAGGCUGAGUCUUUCGUACAACUUUCUGAAGAAAUCCAAAUGGCACUUAUUUGGUGCAGGAGGAAAAAACUAAAGGCUCAGGCCACAUUUUUGGGGAAUAAACUUCUUAAAAGUAACCGACUUAAACAUGUAGAAGCUCAAGGUAAUAGUUUGCCAAAGAAACUAGAGUGCAUAAAAACAUCUAUUUGCAACCACCUUCUCCGUGGCUCAGCUAUCAAAACUUCAAAGCAUCAUCUGAGACAGAGAUCACAGAAUAAAUUUUUACUGAGACGAAGGAAACCACAGAGAAAGUUGCAGUCGACUCUUUUAAAGGAAAUUCAGCAGUUCCCUCAAGGGACUCUGAAGAGUGCUACAGUUUCCAGUGCUAAGUGGAAACACUCAAACUGUACAGUUCAUAGAACUGAUCUCUACCCUAACAGUAAGCAACUCCCAAGUAACAGUGUUUCAAGUCCUGUCAUACAAACUAAGGAGAAACAGAUUCAUGAAAAUCUUACAGGACACAAUGAAGAUGAAACUGAUUCACAGACAAUGGUGCAAGCAAACAAAUAUAACACAUCAGGAACCAUUAAGGAGACAGAUGACAUUGAUGAUAUUUUUGCUUUAAUGGGCGUUUAGGUGUUCAUGUGUGAGUUUUAAUUGAUUAAACUAGUUCAGUGUUCUGCUGUUUUAAGUAGGACUACUAAGAUCUAGAACUCAGAGAGGAGCGGCUUUAGAGCUUCAUUGCAUUUACUUUGCCAGAAGCUCAUUUGUAGAAGUUCAUUUCAGUUCAGUAAAUAUACUAGCUAAUACUUCAAUCAAGUAUUUUUUGGCUUCAAGAGGGUGCCUGGCAUUAAAAUGAAAAAUCUGCCACAGCCUGCCCUUAAGAAGCAGACGUACCUGAAGAAUUGAAUACUUUUAUGAUUUACCAGGGAAUUAAGACCUGAAUAAUGGAGUUUGCAAAAACUGUUGUGCCUUAAAGUAAUGAGGGAUGGGAGUGGGGAAUAGCACAAAGCACCUGAAAGGUCUUCUGGGCCUUACUGGAUCCAUUGUAGAUGUUCACUUCUGAAUACCAGUGUUUGUAGCUUCUGUUGGUUGUGCUGUCUUUAGAAUUGAUCAUCAGAGGGACUCAAAAGUUUUGCCAUUAAUUGCAUUAACAAGGACUGUUCACAACUGUUAUUUCUCUUCCAUUUGUUCACUUUAUCUCACAGGACAUAUUAAAAUGGUUUUGGAGUUCUCCAAAAGGUUUUAAUUUUUUGUCUGUUGAGGUGCCAGUCAUUGAUUCCAAACAUACUUUUUUCCAAAAAGGAUGUAAGGUGGUCUGUGGUUACAUAUUAAAUACAAUAGGAUAACAAAGAGGUAGGUGAGAAAGUAAAAUGAAAAAAUAAGGUUAGGAGACAUAAAAUAGACCCAGGAAUAGGGCAAAUACAUAGAUACAUAAUUGGGUGCUGAUGUUACAGUAUGAUAUUUGGACAUUGCUCCACACGAUUGCCCUGAGGGGGUAAAUCUUGUAUAUUUUCAAAUGAUGAUGUGAAGUUUGAGGUAUCAACUUUCAGAUGUCCUAACUUUACUGGAAUUAGGUCAGUAAGCUUCUGUAAGCUUUAUGUUGUUAAACACAGACUUACAGAAAAAGGAAACAGAACCUUACUACGUACUGCAUCCUUUUCCUUGGUCAUCCCAUCAUUUUCUGUAUUUCCUUUGUCCUUUUCCUGUUUUCUGCAUCCUCCCAGUUACCUACGUUGGGAGGAGGUGUAGAUAACUCUCAAACAUUAGACUUUUUAAGAUUCAGUUGGGCUGUUGAAAAAUGCAGUUUCUCUAUCCCUUCCCAGAGACUUUAAACAUGGGCCAGAAGUCUGCAUUUUUAACAAGGAUCCCAGGUGAUUUUGAUGCAAGUGGCCCCAAAUCAUAUAAACACUAGUUUAGCUCCUCUUAGGAAACCCUUGUUACAUAUUCUGGUUUAAUUCAAAAGUUCUUAAUCUCUAGUCACUUUUCAUAUUCCUUAUGACUUCCUACCUAGUGGGAAUAGCUACUUAGUUCCUUAAAAUAUGGUUAAUACCAAAGAUAUUUUAGUCCUUACAAGCCUAGAAAUGGCCAUCAACUUCUAAGUGGCCUUUUGC